Lotus japonicus is the source of this 891-nucleotide messenger RNA. RefSeq names its product putative protein FAR1-RELATED SEQUENCE 10. The transcript is spliced from 3 exons. Lineage: Eukaryota; Viridiplantae; Streptophyta; Magnoliopsida; Fabales; Fabaceae. The coding region runs from base 1 to 891 and encodes 296 amino acids. The record is from RefSeq and is a predicted model, not a curated record.
AUGACACCUUUUGGUUUUGUUGGCUAUUUGGAUAGCACAAAAUAUGGAGGAUUCAGGAAUUCCAAGCUGGUGUUCAGCCGAAGGUAUUAUUCCAAUGAUAUAUGGUAUGGUUUUUCAUCAAUUGGUGAUUGCAAUAGCACUGUUGUUGCUGGAAUUUUGUCAUCACCCACACCCACACAUAGUGAGUCAAUUGGUGAGGCAGAAACGAGCGAAGGUGUGGCCGUCAACAGUAUGGAUGAUGUGGCACAAACCCAGUGGGAUUGUUUGAACGAGAUUGAGUUUAAGAAGCAUCAUUUUUUGACUCGGCAAGUAGCUUUUGAAUUCUACAACUUUUUUGCCAGAGUUAAAGGGUUCUCUAUUCGGAAAAGCAAGGUUUUGAGAAACAAAAAAGGGGAGAUAGUGCGGCAAGAUCUAGUGUGUCAUAAGGAAGGCUUUCGUGAAGAAAAAAACAGAAUGAGGGAAAAUCGCAAGCGGGAGACAAAAGUAGAGACAAGAUGUGGAUGCUCAGCUAAAAUGAGGAUUCGAUUGGUUGCUGAAAGUAGUAGGUGGCAUGUUGUGUUUUUUGGAGAUGCUCACAAUCAUGCUAUGUUAGAGGGAAAGCAAUCAUCCAUGUUGCCAGCACACCGGCACUUAAAAGAUGGUGAUAUAGCUGGUCUGAACAGUAUGAGACAAGCCGGAAUUAGCACCCAUGACAUAUACAAUCUAAUGGCUGACCAAUCUGGAGGAUUUGAAAAAAUCAAUGCACUGAAAGUUGACAUGUUUAAUCAAAUGACGAAGCAGAAACAAAAGGAGCAGUGUGAUGCGAAAGCUGUUUUAGUAUACCUUAAGGGACUUGCUUCGGGUGAUGCUGAAUGUUUUGGUCACACCAUGCGGAUGAAGAUGGUAAUUUAA